Messenger RNA from Mastomys coucha (southern multimammate mouse), 1602 nucleotides. RefSeq names its product cell division cycle associated 8 (gene Cdca8). The record is from RefSeq and is a predicted model, not a curated record. Bases 246 to 1100 code for a protein of 284 amino acids. Gene Ontology annotation, cellular component: chromosome passenger complex; spindle midzone; chromosome, centromeric region. The transcript is spliced from 11 exons. Gene Ontology annotation, biological process: mitotic sister chromatid segregation. NCBI's taxonomy places the organism in Eukaryota, Metazoa, Chordata, Mammalia, Rodentia, Muridae.
AAGUCCUCCGUGGGGAAACCUGUCGGAGGGAGAAGAAGCUUUAUUGUGAUUGGGCGUUGUGAGAACCAUCCUAAGACAGCGAUUUGCUAUUGGCUACAUUGUGUCCGUUGAGUUUGAAUUGGGUGGCGGUUAUCCGAGGAGCCGCCCGUCCCUUAGCUGGAGCUGUGAGGUUUCCUGAUUCUGUGUUUUGGGACCUGCUGUCGCUGACCCGGCAGCUUGGCUCCUCGCUCGACGCACCCGGCGCCAUGGCUCCCAAGAAACGCAGCAGCCGCGGUACCAAGGCCAACACGCUGCGGAGCCGGAAGCUCGCCUCCUUCCUGAAGGACUUCGACCGCGAGGUGCAAGUUCGAAUCAAGCAAAUGGAGUCCGACAGACAGACCCUCCUCAAGGAGGUGGAAAAUGUAUACAACAUCGAGAUCCUUCGGCUCCCCAAGGCGCUGCAAGAGAUGAAGUGGCUUGACUACUUCGCCCUAGGAGGAAAUGAGCAGGCCCUGGAAGAGGCAGCAACAACUGAUGGAGACAUCAAAGAAAUAAACAAUUUAACAGCAGAAGCUAUUCAGACACCUUUGAAAUCUGUCAAAAAACGAAAGGUAAUCAAGGUAGAUGAAUCAAUAGAGGAAGAAGAUGAAGAUGAAGAAGGAAGAGGAGGAAGAAAGAGCCGUAAGAAUCUUCAAUCUGCAAGAGUCAAAAGAUGCCUUCGGUCCAAGAAAAGAACUCAGUCCAUACAAGGAAAAGGCCAAAGCAAAAGGUUAAGCCAUGACUUUGUGACGCCAGCCAUGAGCAGGCUGGAGCCAUCUCUGGUGAAACCAACCCCAGGCAUGACACCUAGGUUUGAUUCCUGGGUCUUCAAGACUCCAGGGCUCCGCACUCCAGCAGCCAAAGAACAGGUUUACAACAUCUCCAUGAAUGGCAGCCCUCUCGCAGGCAGCAAAGAGAUCUCCCUCUGUGUGCCCAUAGGUGGUGGUGCGAGCUUGCAGUUAUCGGCCAGUGAUUUGCAGAGGAUUGAUAUUGCUCAGCUGAAUCCAGAGGCCCUGGGAAACAUUAAGAAGCUCUCGAGCCGUCUUGCCCAGAUCUGCAGCAGCAUACGGACGGGCCGAUGAGAAGACGGCAGGGCACAUGGGUGGCAGCAGGGACUGUGGUGGCAGAAUGCGCACAUCUGUUUUUCUGUGAGAUGCAUCACCUGCCAACACCUGCAAUGGUGCUUUGUUUCUGACAGCUAUGGUGUCCUGCUACACACUUCUAGUCAUUGGGAAUUUAGGUGGGGAACACAGGGCUGUUGGAGUCUUUGUGUCCUUGGUGUGGAGUGACUGAGAACUGGUUUGAGGUCCCACCAGGGCUAAACACUGCUUAGAGCAUUGUCCUAGAGGCCAAGUGUAACCUCUGCCCCGGGGCCCAGGCAGGCUGUGCAGUCAGCAGUAGGGUCUGUGCUCCUUGCAGGUCCAGGUGCACAGCUCUCCCUGUUCUGUUCUGUUGUUAUUUCUGCCCUCUAUGGGCAGACGUGUUUCAAGUUUUCUUUUGUUGAGGCUUUCAUACAAAUCAGUUAUCUCAGCCGAUUUAUCCUACUGAAAGCUUGCUAUUUUCAAUAAAACUUAGUUUGCUGUA